CAUGGCGCGAGAGUGUUUGUAAAAUUUUUUUUACCGGGGCGUAAAAGCACGAUUUUAUUUAUUAAACACGUUAUGCCUAUUGUUUCAUUUUGCUUAUUAGUUGGUCUUAAAAAUGUUUACUUUAGUGGAAAUGAAAGACACUAUUCGAAUUCCUCCAUGGAAAUUUCGUAAGCCAUUGAAAGAUGCUAUUUCUGAUGAACUUCGUCUAAAGUUUGCUAAUAAAGUGGUAAUAGAUGUAGGGCUUUGUAUAGCUUUAUUUGAAAUUACAAAAUUGGAGGAAUCUUAUAUAUUUCCUGGUGAUGGAGCUUCACAUACAGGUGUGCACUUUAGUUACAUUGUAUUUCGGCCUUUUAUGAAUGAGGUUUUAGUUGGGAAAAUUCGUAGCUGUAGCAGAGAAGGGGUACAUGUUUCUCUAGGGUUUUUUGAUGAUAUUUUAAUUCCUCAAGAUGUCCUGCAGCAUCCUUCAAGAUUUGAUGAAAAAGAGCAACUCUGGGUUUGGGUUUUCAGUAAUGAAGAAAGUGGGGAAACACAUGACCUUUUUAUGGAUAGAGACGAGCCAAUAAGGUUCCGAGUAGUUGAUGGCACAUUUGUGGAUACUACACCAACCUGCCCUGAAAAUGAAGCCUCAGAAUCUGAAGAGAAAGAUAGAAGAGUUCCUUAUUCUUUAACUGGAGCUAUAAAUGAACCUGGUUUGGGAUUGCUAUCUUGGUGGAGUUAGAAACUUGAUCAUGGGUGAACAUACUUGUACAUAUACUAUUUUAUUGUACAUAUACUACUUGUAGAGGAAUGUUGGGCAAAGUGAAAUAGUUAAAAUGGCUGAGUGUUUUCAAAGUGAACAAAUUAGAGAUUUGUUUUGAAAAUUACAGUACAAGAAGAAAGAACAUUGUAUUUUGUAAUAAAACUUGUAUUGAAACAGUGAUUUUUAUUUUUGGGAGUCAAUGUGAACCUUCAAAAAAAAAAAAAAAAAAAAAGGUGGAAAAUUUUUACAUUUUUUUUAUGGGGCAAAGUGAAAAAUAAAAUAUUUUUCAAAUGAAAUAUUUUCCAUACGAUUAUAAAAAAUAUUUUUGAUCAAAUGAAUCAGUGAAUAAUAGAUUGAAUGAAUAAAUGAAAAGAUACUGAAACAAGAAACAAAUAAUUCAAUAAAUGAAUUAUAUAUGAAGAAAAAUAAAUAAGUGAGGUAAAAAAAAGGAAUGAGUAAGAAAAGAAAUGAAUAAAUAAGUGAAUUACUUAAUCAAAAACUGUAAAUGCAUUAACUAAUAAAUGAAUUUAUCAGUAAUUUAGUGAAUGGUUGAGCAACUAAACAAAAUAAAACUAUUUCACUUUGCCCCAUCCACUUUGCCCCGCAUGCACUUGACUAAUUGUACAAAAUAUUUAAAAUACAAAUAAGCUUAAUAUUGACUAAAUAAAUACUGCAUUGAAUGUUAGAAGGCCUCAAUUAAUAUUUAAAAUUUUAAUAACAAGAACUUUGUCAUUCUAUAAUAACAAAAAUACUUUUUGGUUUACAACAAAGUAAUACAACAUGAGUAUCAAUUUUUGAAAAUUGCCUGUCUUAUCAUGUGCUUUAAUCCUCAGUGGUAAUUUUCCCCCGACUAGAAUAGACCACAUGUGCAACUACAUAGUUAAAAUAUUACCAGAUAGGUGGCGCUAAAACCAGUAAUUGUUUCAGUUUCACUUUUGCCCCCACAUUCCUCUACUUGAUUUGCAAUGUUUGAAACAUAAAAUUUAACAUGAUCAGCACUAUUUUUAAUGUUUAUUAACACAUAUACAAGGCUUUCUUUUAAAUUUUUAUUUACAUUCAGUUAAAUAUUUUUAAAUACAUUGUGCUUUUGUUUACAUUCAAAGGAUAUUGCAUAACAUUAUCACAUUUGUGACUUGCUUCUUUCUUUACAGUGACUAGACUUGGGUCUGAUAAGCAUUUAUAAUAUAUACACAGAAGCAAUCCUGAAAACUAUAAUAAAUAUUUACAAUAACUAUACACUUAUGUAGAGCUUGCAAAAUCAUCCAUGCACUGAUACAUCUUAUUAAAUGGUUCUAUAUAAUUUUUUAUGUGUGUUUUUGAUGCUUGAAAAGAUCUUCAAAACAUCUAAUUGAAAACUCGAUGUCAUACAUAUUGUGAUUAUCUUUUUUUUUUUUUUUAAAUUGUUCGAUAGCUUGUACUUUAAAUUUUGUUAAAGUUGUCCUAUGAAUAUUUACCUGUCACAUACAUGUAUCUGUAUAUUUUUAGUAUUAAAUUGAAUGGUAGGUACAAAGAGGCAUUGUGUGGGUGAAAUAUAUUAUUUACUUAAACCUUCUUGAGGUCUUUUAGGAACAUAAUAUUCUUUAAACUAUUUUUUAAUGAUAAUAAUGAACAGUUGUUAUUAAAAAAAAAUUUUUUUUGAAAGAAAUACAAUAAAUUGUUAUUUCACAAAUCUGUAUAUUACGGAAGUUCUUCAUCUCUUUAAGAUGAACUGUACAGACAUAUAAUGUUUGUACCAAAGACAUAAUUCAAGAUGGAUGAAACCAGCUAUUUUGAGCACAGAGAAAAAGACAUUAAAUCAAAAAAAAACUUUUCUGCAGCAAUUGUUUGAAUCAAUUAUCUGUAAUGUUUUGACAAGUUCUGUUGUGUAACUUUGGUUCUUUUUCAUCAUGUUUAAGAAUAAAGAUUUUCUAAACUUUUUUUUUUUCAUACCUC
Messenger RNA from Uloborus diversus, 2671 nucleotides. It is a transcript of the gene Polr3H, whose product is annotated as DNA-directed RNA polymerase III subunit RPC8-like. The coding region runs from base 113 to 718 and encodes 201 amino acids. The transcript is spliced from 7 exons. Gene Ontology annotation, molecular function: DNA-directed RNA polymerase activity; DNA binding. The record is from RefSeq and is a predicted model, not a curated record. Gene Ontology annotation, cellular component: RNA polymerase III complex. Gene Ontology annotation, biological process: transcription initiation at RNA polymerase III promoter; DNA-templated transcription. NCBI's taxonomy places the organism in Eukaryota, Metazoa, Arthropoda, Arachnida, Araneae, Uloboridae.